AUGAUCGAGGCAGUGAAUGCACCUUAUCUUGAUGCUCCGUACAGCGGGUCAGAAUGGGAUGCAUCUGUUCUGCACGAGGCACCGUCAAGUACCGUGAAGUUAUCCCGCGUCGCCGAGUCGGUGUUCAACAUCGAAGGAAAGGUGAUUGAUAUCAAGGAGUUCACAGAUUACCAGCACCCUGGGAUGAGCCUCGCUGCGACUGUUCUCACCAAGGCUACCCAGUUCUGGAUCAAGGAAGGCACUGCCAAUAAGGAUUAUAGUCAGAUUGACUUGUCGAAGUUGCGGCCGGGUUGGUCAACUUGGGGGCGUCUCUUAUGGUCGGAUUGGGCCAACGUUGGAGCAACCGCGCAAGACAUGGAGUGA
Messenger RNA from Penicillium digitatum Pd1, 363 nucleotides. Its product is annotated as FMN-binding split barrel-like protein. The record is from RefSeq and is a predicted model, not a curated record. NCBI's taxonomy places the organism in Eukaryota, Fungi, Ascomycota, Eurotiomycetes, Eurotiales, Aspergillaceae.